Molecule: messenger RNA, 5511 nt
Organism: Osmia bicornis bicornis
Lineage: Eukaryota; Metazoa; Arthropoda; Insecta; Hymenoptera; Megachilidae
Gene: ATP7
Product: copper-transporting ATPase 1
Exons: 13
Coding region: 627-4418 (1263 amino acids)
Biological process (GO): monoatomic cation transport; copper ion homeostasis
Cellular component (GO): trans-Golgi network; membrane; perinuclear region of cytoplasm
Molecular function (GO): P-type divalent copper transporter activity; copper ion binding; ATP hydrolysis activity
Source: RefSeq, a predicted model, not a curated record
AUUCGAGUCGUGAUCGUGUGUUUCGUAUACGAUCGCCCCACUCAUCGCGAGCAAUUUUUUCCCUGUUACGAGAAACGUAAUUGAAAUUUCCACGCGUAUUGGAGAAUCCACAUUCUCGAGCAGAGAACACUGACGAUCCUUCCGAAAAUUUAUACUCUCGGCGAUUCGAGUGAGCGUCCAGUGAUCCUUUGCAAAUCGAUUAAACCGAACCACUACUCAGAAUAGUUUCAAUAUUGAAACCUUUUCGAGCAAAGUAUCCGAAGAAAUCAAAGAAUAUCGAUGCAUUUUUCUUCUCAACACCUUAUACAGGGAAAUUUCAAUGUUAAAAGAUCAAAUUUUAUUGAUAUAUUCUAAGUAGAAUUAAGAGAUUGUUAUAUAAUCAUAGUUUCAAGUAGAAAAUUUGCAAAGUUGAGAGCAACCAGGUUGGCAAUCAGAGUGCAAAGGGUUAAACGCGACAACGCUUAUCAGCGUCUAUGAACGUUAGAAAUAAUUGAUCGUUGCAUGAGGAAUAAAAUCCAUCGAACCGAUACAGUAAUCGUUACGAUUCAUUGUGCAAUACUGCGUGUGAUCAAUCCUAUGAAACACACUAUUACUGUUUCUAAUUAGAAAGUUUCUCGUAAUUAACGAUGGACGAUGAUAAACAGCCUUUGAUCGAGAAAGAACACGGGGUGAUAAAUGUGCUCUGGGAUGGCGAGGAGGAUGCAGAUUGCGAGAACACCGCUCCUUACGUUCUCCGAACGCAAGAGAUCAAGGAUUCUUCGAAUACCGCCCCGGUGAAGAUUAAUAUCGAAGGUAUGAGAUGUCAGAGCUGCGUGAAGAACAUAGAAGGAACCAUCGGAGGUCGUCCAGGGGUUGGAAAAAUCAAGGUCGUCCUGGAAGAAAAGGCUGCUUACAUCGAGUAUAAAACAGAGGAAAUUACGGCCAAUCAAUUGGUUGAAGCCAUUGAAGAUAUGGGAUUCACGGCUUCUUUGGGUGGCGAUGAGAAUAGUCCCUUGCAGCCCAGCGUUAGUUCCUGUAGCAUACACGUUGAUGGAAUGACUUGUAUGUCUUGUGUCAAAAGCAUCACAGGUGUUCUGUCGGAAAAAUCUGGGAUAAAAGAGGUGAAUGUCAGCUUGGAAAACAAAGAAGCUAAAGUUUCCUACAGUAACAACGAUGUUACGGCUGAACAGAUAGCAAAAUAUAUUGAGGAGAUGGGUUUUACUGCUUUCGUUAAAGAAAUUAAUGGCAAGAGUCUCGAGGCCACCACGGAGGUGCCAUUGAAAAAUAAUAAUGUAGAAAAUGGUGAUAUCUCGCUUCAGAUAAAUGGCGGAGGUGACCUGAAAGCUCAGAGUCAUUUAACUAAAUGCUUCUUACAUGUAACGGGCAUGACUUGCGCUUCCUGUGUCGCUGCCAUAGAGAAACACUGUAAAAAAUUGUAUGGCGUACACAGUAUCUUAGUAGCAUUGAUGGCAGGCAAAGCGGAAGUCACGUUUGAUCCAAGUAAAAUAAGGGCGAUUGAUAUUGCUGCCAGUAUAUCCGAAUUGGGCUUCCCAACCACCUUGAUCGAGGAACCGGGGACUGGAGAGGGGGAGAUCGAAUUGAAAAUUAUGGGUAUGACAUGCGCGUCUUGCGUGAACAAAAUAGAAUCAACGGUGAAGAAAUUACCAGGUGUUCUCACAGCUGCUGUUGCUCUGGCAACUCAGCGUGGUAAAUUUAAGUACGACGUAGAGAAAAUUGGCGUUAGGGACAUUAUCGAAUGUAUUAACAAAUUGGGUUUUACCGCGACACUGUUUAGUAAUAAAGAUAAGGAAAAUAGGGACUAUUUGGAUCAAAAGGAAGAGAUAAAUAAAUGGCGAGCAGCAUUUUUAGUGUCUUUAAUCUUUGGCAUACCAUGUAUGCUAGCUAUGACUUAUUUUAUGGUAGUUAUGUCUGUUGGCGAGAAGUCGCACGAAGAUAUGUGCUGUAUAGUACCUGGUCUUUCUUGGGAAAACUUAAUUCUUUUUAUAUUUUCUACGCCGGUGCAGUUUUUUGGUGGCUGGCAUUUUUACGUUCAAGCGUACAAGGCUUUGAAACAUGGCACAACCAACAUGGAUGUUUUAAUUUCAAUGACCACUACGAUAUCUUAUUUGUAUUCGGUUGCCGUACUUACAGCAGCUAUGAUAAUGCAGGAACGCGUUAGUCCUCAAACAUUUUUUGAUACUCCUCCUAUGUUGUUAGUAUUUAUUAGUUUAGGAAGAUGGUUGGAGCACGUUGCAAAGGGCAAAACAUCGGAGGCUCUGUCAAAGUUGUUGUCGUUAAAGGCAACGGAUGCUGUGUUAGUUACUCUAGGUCCUAACAAUGAAAUAUUAUCUGAACGUUUAAUCAGCAUAGAUUUGGUGCAACGAGGUGACGUGUUGAAGGUAGUACCAGGUGCCAAAGUUCCCGUUGACGGUAGAGUUCUCUCAGGACAGUCUACCUGCGACGAGAGCUUGAUAACCGGAGAAAGUAUGCCAGUGCCGAAAAAGAAAGGGUCAGUUGUGAUUGGUGGUUCGAUAAAUCAGAAUGGCCCGUUAUUAAUUACAGCCACACACACAGGAGAACAUACGACGUUAGCACAAAUAGUGCGAUUAGUGGAAGAGGCACAAACGAACAAAGCACCUAUACAACAUUUAGCUGAUAAAAUAGCCGGUUAUUUCAUCCCUCUUGUCAUAGCUGUGUCUAUAGUGACAUUAUUUAUCUGGAUCAUAGUGGGAUAUAUAAAUAUAAACAAGUUACCGAUUUCGCACAAUGAUCAAAUCAAUACACACGGUAUGAACAGGGAAGAGAUAAUAUUUCAGUACGCUUUUCGAAGCGCACUUUCCGUGUUAGCGAUCGCUUGUCCGUGCGCUUUAGGAUUAGCCACGCCAACAGCUGUGAUGGUCGGUACCGGUGUCGGGGCGCUGAAUGGUAUUUUAAUAAAGGGUGCUGAACCCUUGGAGAACGCGCAUAAAGUUAAAUGUAUCGUAUUCGAUAAAACCGGUACCAUCACGCACGGUGUGCCGAUGGUAACAAAAAUUAGUCUCUUCGCGAGUGAAAAGAUUUGUUCAUUAGCGAAAUUUUUAGUUAUCGUUUGUACGGCUGAAACGAACAGCGAGCAUCCAAUUGCAUCAGCAAUUGUCAAGUUCGUAAGAGAAACAAUUGGUUCUGAAGCAACCGGACAAUGUACAAACAUUCAAGUAGUCGCUGGCUGUGGACUCAAGUGUAAGGUAUCUCACAUUUCAACGCCUCUGAGCACCGCUUUAAAGUCGGAAAAGAUUAUCAACUAUGUGAAUCAAGUGAAAAGAUCAUCUUCCGGAACGUUCACCUUAAACGACGUGUCUAUCGACAUUAUAUCGAUUGCCAGUUCAAGUCAAGAAAGACAGAACAUAGAUUUGGAAUUAUUGUUGAAUCCAGAUUCCCAUGGUGAUCAAAUUCAUUCUGACGAUGUGUACGAAAUUUGUAUCGGUAACAGGGAAUGGAUGCGACGAAAUGCGGUGAAUAUACCUUCAGAGGUAGAGUCGAAGAUGACGAGUGAAGAAGAUUUAGGUCAUACUGCAGUUUUAGCAGCAGUAAACAAUGUAUUAGUGGCAAUGAUCAGCGUUGCAGACACGGUCAAGCCAGAGGCUCAUCUGGCAAUUUAUACUUUGAAGAAGAUGGGUUUAGAAGUUAUCCUCUUAACAGGAGAUAAUAGAAAGACUGCCGCUUCUAUUGCUAGACAAGUUGGUAUUACUAGAGUAUUUGCCGAAGUGUUACCUUCGCAUAAAGUUGCAAAAAUUCAGCGCCUACAAGAUCAAGGCUACAGAGUCGCGAUGGUAGGAGAUGGCGUAAAUGAUAGCCCCGCUCUUGCUCAAGCAGAUGUUGGUAUUGCGAUAUCUUCUGGUACGGAUGUUGCUGUGGAAGCUGCCGAUGUAGUUCUUAUGCGAAAUGAUCUUUUAGAUGUCAUUGCGUGCCUGGAUUUGUCGAGGAAAACAGUUCGUCGAAUCAGAUUGAACUUUUUAUUUGCUAGUAUUUAUAAUCUGUUGGGUAUUCCUAUUGCUGCUGGAAUUUUUAGUUCUUUUGGAUUCUUUUUACAACCCUGGAUGUCAUCUGCGGCGAUGGCACUAAGUUCUGUAUCGGUGGUUGGAAGUUCCUUGUUACUCAAAUUUUAUCGUAAACCAACAAAGGCUACUUUGGAGACCCCAGAAUAUUUAGCAGCGAUGCGCGCUCAUUCGACAGCAAGAAUGAUAGAUCUGGACACGAUAUCUCUUCACCGUGGUUUAGACGAUUCGGUAAUGCCGAUUAUGCACAGAUCAACGUCGACGUUGUCCAGAUUAUUCAGAAAAUCUAAAGACGAUUUAGAAGGUCGGCUUCUUGGUGAAGACAUAGAUGAAAUUGACUUGGUAACAGAUUUCUCUGGUUAUCGAAAAAACGUAAAGAGCGAUACAAAUAUAACGCCGUGUUGACACGUAAGAAUGUUUUUUUUUUAAUAUUUAAUUUAUCCAUGUACAUUCUUUAUUAAUGAUAUAAUGACUUGACAUAAGAUCAACGUUUACAAAUUUUUUACCAUGAUCAUUUAUCAGGAGUUAAAUUUUUAAUCAAGAAAAAUAUGAAGGAUGACAAUAGUGUUUUGCACAUUCGUAUCUUAAUUCUUCUUUUUCUUUUUUUAAGGUUUAUUAAUAGUAUUAUAAUAUUUACCUCCUUUUAUUAACUAAAAUGAAACUAAUAAUUUUCUUUUAUUUUAUGUUUUAUAUUUAAACCAUUUCAUAUUAUAACAAUAAUGAGUAUUCUAUUAAAAAAUGACAAUACAGUACUAUAUAUAAAUAAUAAGUAUUACAACGAGUGAUAGAUAAAAUGUUUCUUGGGACCAUACUUUGGUUUAGUUAUGCAUAAAUAACUUAACUAUAUUUUCAAUCUUUAAAAAUCAAACAUAUGUUGUUUGUUAUAAAUACGUAAUAAAUAUUCACAGCUUAACUAACUAAAACUCUUACAUACAGUAUACAUUGCCGAAUAGACUGUGUCAAAUUAGUUUAUAUAAUUAUAAAUGUUCGUAAAAUAUAUUUUUUCAUUAAAAUGUAGAUUGAGAUAUUUAUAAAUAGGAAAAGAUUGUAUAGAAUACAGCAUAUAUUAAAAUAUUACAUUUCUUUUGUAUUUAAAAUAUUUUUGGACUACCUGAGAAAGGUAUUACAUUUUUGUAUAUACUUGUGCCCAUUGUGUACAAUGUAUUUAAUUUACGAAUGUAUAUUAACUAUAUUAAUAUGUAGUUAAUAAUUUAUAUGUGUACAUAUGUAUAUUUUAUUUUAGUUAAUUCAGUAGUUUUUUUAUAUCCUUAUAAAACUUUAAGAAGAUAACUGUUUAACAAUAUUAGGACAAGACAAAGCAAGUGUAUUUGAUUCUGUUAGAUCAUCUGAUGUAUCUGAAUUUGCGAAAUAAGGAUUAAAAUCCUGUUGAGUAUUGAUAUUUUCAUUAAAAUCGUGUAUCAAGUCCUUUUUACCAUUCGUAAAAGGAUAUGUAUUUGUAUGAAUGGGCAAAUAAAUAUUACCCUCAUUUUCGAUGUAA